AAUGCUUUUCAUACUGCCCUGAAUGUCUCACCUGCGUUUCCGUACUGCACUCAGGAAGUAAAAUUAUACAAGGGCAUGUAAGAUGGCCCCCAAACCAUUAGCACCGUUAGCAAAGAGACUGUUCAAAGGAGUAGUARUACUUGAAGUGGCAGGUGUGCUAGGUGCUUAUGGUCUUUUUUACAAGAUGAACACAAGUCAAGAUUUCAGGAACAGUAUGAACAACAUGCUUCCCUCUGUCCUGGAAGUUUAUUACAAGUCCAACGAAUAUGCUGGAGUUUAUGGGAUUCGAGAGAAAGACCUUGAAGAUUGGUCCAAGAAGGCAUAGAGGGUCUUGACGUCUCUGCCUCGGACCCAGUCGACUCUCUGGGCUUCCCACUUGAGCUGCCUGACACCUGGAGGAAGAGAAGACGGAAGAGCAUUGAGCAAAAACCACAGACUGCAUCCUCUACUAAAGUUAGGUCAUCCUCUGUAUUCAAAAACCUGCACCAUAUGAAAUGUGCCCGGUGGUUAUCAUCUUAGGGUUACCUUUAGAUCAGUGGUUCUCCAUCCUGGUCCUAGGGACCCAAAGYGGUGCACAUUUGUUUUUGCCCUAGCACUACACACCGGAAUCAAAGCCUGAUGAGUUUACGAUUUGAAUCAGGUGUGUAGCGCUAAGGCAAAAACUAAAAUGUGCACCCCUUUGGGUCCCCAGGAKCAGGAUGGAGAACCACUGCUUUAGAGCCAUCAUGCUUGAGAGAAUAGUCUAUUCUGUGCAACUUUAAAAGGACUAGUAGAGUAUGACUGGGUGUGCUAUAGGGGGUUGACGGUUAAUCGGUUAGCCACUGAAAAUACAUUUGACCGGUCAUGCUCAUCAAUCUAUAGGUUAACCUGCAUUAUUUGGUGGAAUUAAAUUGGCGUGUGUGUAUUUUCAUUAGUCGUCAUGCAUCUUAUUUAUCACAUGCACACACCCUAGUUUGAGGAGUGGAAUGACCUGUCAGACAGCGUAAGAGCAGGUCCUCAAAAAGCUGGUACUGGAGUGAAACAUGCUUUUGUAUGCCCAGUCAUUGUGCAACAAAUAAUUCUAAAUGUAAUCGUGUGUUAAUGGUUUUGAUGGCCACGAUUAAAAAGAGCUGCCAUGUU
Molecule: messenger RNA, 1119 nt
Organism: Salvelinus sp. IW2-2015
Lineage: Eukaryota; Metazoa; Chordata; Actinopteri; Salmoniformes; Salmonidae
Product: protein CEBPZOS
Source: RefSeq, a predicted model, not a curated record